AUGCAUGAAACUGUAACCGAAUCAACUGAAGAAGAAGAUAUCCAAGGGAAGCCAUCACUUGCAAAUCAAGACAAUGAGUGUAUCCAGCCUCCAGCUAAAGGCGAUGAAACUGUAACUGAAUCAACUGAAGGAGAUAUCCAGGGGAAGCCAUCACUUGCAAAUCAAGACAAUGAGUGUACCCAGCUUCCAUCUAAGGGCAAUGAAACUGUAGCUGAAUCAACUGAAGAAGGAGAUAUCCAGGGGAAGCCAUCACUUGCAAAUCAAGGCAAUGAGCACACCCAGCCUCCAUCUAAGGGCAAUGAAACUGUAGCUGAAUCAACUCUUAUUGACAAAAGCAUUGAAGGAGAUGAGACCGUAGCUGAAUCAGCUUUUAUUGCAGAGGCAAAUGUAAAAUUAGAGAGACUGAAAUCAAAGGAAAAGUGGUUGGAAAAUGAAAGGGGUAAAACAGAAGAAGAAAAGAAGAAGUGGUCUGCAUACUUUAUUGAACAAGAGGAGAAUGAGAUUGAAAGAAUGAUGAAAGAAGAUGAAGCAAAAAUUGACAUGUGGAAGUGGAUAAGAUUUGGAGAAAGGCUUUUAACAAAAAAUAGAGGCUAUGUAGAACAAUGCUAA
This is a messenger RNA of Amphimedon queenslandica, 609 nucleotides long. RefSeq lists its product as uncharacterized. The record is from RefSeq and is a predicted model, not a curated record. The transcript has a single exon. The coding region runs from base 1 to 609 and encodes 202 amino acids. NCBI's taxonomy places the organism in Eukaryota, Metazoa, Porifera, Demospongiae, Haplosclerida, Niphatidae.